GAUAUUCCCGUAUCAGAAACCCUUUUAGACACCGCAUUCUCGCCUCUUUCUUGGGAUUUUGUAAUCAUUGGAGGACUAUAAAGUUUUGACACAUGAGAUUGACAUUUCUCUGUCUUUUUUUUGUUCUCAUUCCACGCUUGCUCUUGAUCAUAUGAUAUCCACUUAUGUCACACACAGCAUUUCUUAUUGGCCCUAAAAGACAAGUUACAAUGAUGCUUGACCCAGUCCGCAUAUAUGCUACAGCAAUAUAUAUUGCUAGCAUCAUAAUUGCUCUUUUUUGUGCUGUAUAUGUCCGGAACAAGCUAUUGACGCUUCUAGCAAUUGUUCUGGAGUUUGGUGCUCUUAUUUGGUAUAGUGCAAGCUACAUUCCCUUUGCGAGGGCCAUGGUUUCAAAACUUAUGUUAGCAUGCUUCGACACUGAGUUCUGAGGCACGGCAGUCCCUACAACAAGCUCACAACUUGCAGCUACAGAAUGGAUGGGGAGCCAAGUGGUUCACUGGAGAAAUGGAACUUGUUGAGGUUGUUCUGAUAACUCUUUGCCAAAGUAUAAUGUAAUGGGGUGAUUAGCAUUUUUAAUAACCAAAUCGAAUGUUUUGAUCAACUUAAUUAUUUUGGUUGAGGUCCACUUUUAAUCAAUGUUAUUCUGGUCGUAUAAUGAUCUCCUUCCUUGUUUGCUGCUUAUUUGAAAUACAAAGUAAAAUCUUUGAACA
Salvia splendens (bonfire salvia) is the source of this 710-nucleotide messenger RNA. Its product is annotated as vesicle transport protein SFT2B. The record is from RefSeq and is a predicted model, not a curated record. Lineage: Eukaryota; Viridiplantae; Streptophyta; Magnoliopsida; Lamiales; Lamiaceae. Bases 165 to 428 code for a protein of 87 amino acids. Gene Ontology annotation, cellular component: membrane. The transcript has 4 exons. Gene Ontology annotation, biological process: vesicle-mediated transport.